This is a messenger RNA of Copidosoma floridanum, 1504 nucleotides long. RefSeq lists its product as uncharacterized. The record is from RefSeq and is a predicted model, not a curated record. Lineage: Eukaryota; Metazoa; Arthropoda; Insecta; Hymenoptera; Encyrtidae.
AUGCGCACUGCACUGGCCUUCGACCCGAGAUUCGCCUGCGUCCUCGUGCUGCUCGUCGUGUCCGUGCACCGAGUGAACUUGAGUUCCGUGGCCCUCCGGAGUACCCCGUCGCAUUCCCGGGAACUGGCGAGGAGUCCCCCUCGUCCCGUCCUCGUCAGGAGUAGGCGCGCGCCCGGUGGCCUCUUGCGGAGGGAUGCUGCCUCCCAACCGGGCCUCGAGCUCGAGGCUUACGACGAGCUGCCCGAGGACGACCUCGAGGAGGAGUACACCGAGAUCAACGUCACCGCAGAAAAAUCGAAAUACCUGGGCUCCCCCUGCGACGACGCGUGCAAUCCGUCGCUGCAGCACGUCCACUGUCACCCCCAGUCAAAGAUCUGCGAGUGCGAAAAACUGUACCCGGUGCAGCUGGGCCCGACCAGAGGAUGUGCCAAACCGAAAAAACUCGGGGAGCAGUGCCUGUACCAGGCGACCUGCCUCUACACGGAUCUUCACUCGACUUGCACGCAAAUCAAGCACAACGCCGUGUGCGAGUGCGAAACCGGAUAUCACCGAUCUGCCUUCUCCAGGCACAAGAAGCAGUUUUGCGCGGCAGAUCUGGUGCUGAUAUCCACGGACCUGCCCACCCUCAUCACCGUCGCCUGUGGGAUAGCGAUAUUCACGGGCCUCAUCUGUUUCGUGCUGAAGCUCUUCAGCCAGGCGCGCUACACGAGGCCGCGGCACUACGCCAACGCCGGGCACCCGCCCCCGAUGCUCUACUCCGCCGAAACGGGUAUCCCACUGACGGCAGGCCGGCCAUCGUCCCGUUCGUCGCAGCGCAGCAGCUCCGGCCUCGGCACCGGCGCCACGGCCAAACUCAUGGGCUACGGUGCGGCUGGGGCCCGCAAAUCCAGCAUCCUCCACCAGCAGCAGGACCCCUGCAACUCGUCGCGCGUCCCCCUCGUCCCGGCCUCCCGAGCAGGUGCGGCCCGCGCCGCUGCCAUCUUGCUGAUCUCAUGCCACCGGCAGGCCUCUGCUGGCUUGACUCUGCCCGCCUCGGCCGCGCCUGCAGCUCACGCCCUCAACAACAUCGCUGAGGCCACGUCCGACGGCCUCGGCUCGCGGCGACCCAGCGUGGCAUCGAUCCACAGCUCGACGUCCUCCGCCAAGAGCUACAGCGCCCGGCGCUUCGAGCGCGAGCGCAACGACAAGGAGCAGCGCCUCAUCCUGGCCGAGUUCAAGCGAGAACAGCAGCAACAACUGCAGCAGCCCGCCCCUUCGCCCAGCCCGAGGACCCCGCACUCGACGGACGAGCUGCUGCCGUCGGUCGAGGAGGCCACCGAAACUUUUUACAACGAGCAGGUGCCGACGACGUCCCGUCGGGCAGAGACAACAAACGCUGGGGCCGAGGACAGGGUGGACACUCCGCUCUUCGAGGGUGACGCGAAGCCGGGCUACACCAACUAUGGCUCGUCGUAACACUGCACCCGUGCCGUGAAAAACGGGUGUAACGCUGCCAUCCUCGUUA